Podarcis muralis (Common wall lizard) is the source of this 1863-nucleotide messenger RNA. RefSeq names its product ovo like transcriptional repressor 1 (gene OVOL1). Gene Ontology annotation, cellular component: nucleus. Gene Ontology annotation, molecular function: DNA-binding transcription factor activity, RNA polymerase II-specific; RNA polymerase II cis-regulatory region sequence-specific DNA binding. Gene Ontology annotation, biological process: regulation of transcription by RNA polymerase II; epidermal cell differentiation. The record is from RefSeq and is a predicted model, not a curated record. NCBI's taxonomy places the organism in Eukaryota, Metazoa, Chordata, Lepidosauria, Squamata, Lacertidae.
CAUCUGAUCUAAUUAGAGGCAAGGAGAGGGACGAGUUUUGCUGGAGUCUCUCAUUCUCCCGGCGCAAACAGCCGAACUCGCGUCUCGUUGGGGUGGAGGAAAAAGCAUUCCCCCCCCCCAACAACAGCGAAUUCCACCGCGAGCGCGCAACUAGCCGCUGCCCAGACGAGGUGGAGGUGGAAAAGAGACGGCGAAGUGCGAGGGACUUAACCUGCCCGCCUCGCCGGCUCCCUCCCACCUUGGCUCGCUGUACCUUGACCCUCCGAGUUCAGCCCGGCGCGCCAAAGACGAACCGGCUCGCGGGGACGGGCGAAACCGAGCGGCUUUGGAACGUUCGGCGCGCAGGCGUUCCAUCCGUAGAACGCCGGGAAACCUUUUUUGUCUUUCUGAACGUUCCAUCCGCAGAACUUCGGGAAACUUUUUUGUCUGAACGUUCCAUGGGCGCCCGUUAAUAACGAAAACUAAUAGGGCCUUUUUUUUUUUUUGCUUUGUUUUGUCUUGAAGUAGCGGGGGAAGAGGAAGUGUGCCAGGAGUAAGGAAAAGAGGCCAUUUUUGGGGGGAGUAGCGGGGGUUUAUUUAUUUUUUAAAUUUUUUAAGCGCUCACCAAAACAACUUAAGAUGCCCAGAGCUUUCCUCGUGAAGAAAACUUGCGUUUCUACCGGCAAGAGGAAUUGGAGCGAACUUCCCGAUGAAGAAAGAGGCGAGAUUUACGUCCCAGUCUCCUUGGGCGGCUAUGCCCUGUGGAAGGAUCUGGAGCCUUCGGUGGCUGAGCCGCCGUCAUACCCGAUGCCCUUGGACAUGACGAUACGGAGCUCCACCUACACGGCCGCCCAGCCCCAUUGCACAGCCCAGGUCCCAAGUGGGGUGCAUCAGGAUGAAGAGCCAGGGUUCUUGCACCCCAAGAUCAAGGUGACGCAAGGCGACGGCCCCGGGGAGCAGUUCUCCUGCCCCUACUGCAAGAAGGGCUUCUCCUACCAGCGCAUGCUGAACCGCCACUUGAAAUGCCACAGUCAGGUGAAGCGCCACCUCUGCCCCUACUGCAACAAGGGCUUCAACGACACCUUUGACCUCAAGCGCCAUGUCCGGACACACACAGGCGUCCGCCCUUACAAAUGUGACCUCUGCGACAAGGCUUUCACCCAGCGCUGCUCGCUGGAGUCUCACCUGAAGAAGAUUCAUGGGGUGCAGCAGAGCUACGCCUACAAAGAGCGCCGCGCCAAGCUGUACGUCUGCGAGGAGUGCGGCUCCACGGCCGACAGCCAGGAAAGCCACUUGCGCCACCUCCAGGAACGCCACCCUGACAGCCCGCUGCUGCGCAAGGCCACACGCAAGACGGCUGCUGCUGUCCACGCCGGCGCUGCGCCCACUCUGCUGCAGGGGGGGCCUUGCCUCUGAAGUGUGUGCCUGAGUGUUCUCACGCGGGUGGGGAGGAAGUGCCUGUCCCUGUCCCGCGACCCUCUGGCACCCCUCUUCUGCCCUCGGUGCCCCCACCCCCUCUGGCAAGCACAACCCUCUUCCUAGCUCAGGGAUUCUCAAAACUUCUUAUGCUCCAAGUGGGAGACAGGGCUGACAUUUUCAUUUGGAAUCACGGCACAGAGCGAGAGGGGAAAGGAGAAGAGACUAUGUUGGAAGUAUGAAGUCAAAUGUCCUUUUUUUCCUCUGGGAGGAAGGAGCCGGAAAGCGAAACCCGGAGUGUGAACUCAAAGUGGUUUUCAGGCCCAGGAAGGAGACUUUUCCAGUUGCUGCCUUCAAUUCCUCCAAGGACCUGCCCUCCAAAAACCCAGUUAUUUGGAGGGAAUGGAAGGGGGAGGUUGGCUGUGUGGGCAGUGGUGUAGCGUGGGUUGCUAGCACCCGGGACCAUGU